CGGCCUGGCCUGCCGAGGUGAGCUGUCUUGGCUUGGCUGAUAUUACCGCCUCUUCGUGCCGACGACGACUACAACCACGACAUUCCUCAAAUUAUGACUUUAUGACCUUCAGGAUUGAUACAACAUUGAGAGACUUCCCUUUCUUGGUAACUGAUCUUCGUCUUAUGCCAUAGCAAGAAGUUCUCGCUGCCAUGGCGGAUUCCGGACCACGGGACAGCGCCCCAGACCUGGAAAUUCUCGGUGACCAGGUUACGCUUCAUCCAAGUGGCUAUGUCGAGCCUCCCAAGAAGGCCGCAGGAGGUGACAAGGAGAGGAAUCUAGUGGAGCAUAUGGCAAGAUUUCGAUCACAUCCCCUGGAGUAUGCUACCUGCUUUUUCCCUAGUUGAGUGUUCAGAAGACAGAGGCAGAAUGCUAAUUCAUAUUCCAGGUUUCUGCGGGAGGUUUCCCUUCAUGUUUCUGGGACAGGAUGGAGGGCUUACGAUCAUUUCAUCGGCCAACCGAUCUUCUACAGCGGCUUCUCUGAAAAUAUGAUAAAUUCCGUUCUUUCUACACCGAUCCUCCAAAAACGAAUUACCGAAUUAGCAGAGAAGAGGCUGGCGAUUGAAGAGAAAGAAGGGCUUUUGGUGCCUGGAGAAGAGGGAUAUGAGGCGAAGAAAAACCAGCGAAGGAACGUUCUACAGCAUAAUUUGCAGGAACUUUCGGAGAAGAUGACGGGAGAUAUGAUUUGUAAGAUGGAGUCAAAGCCGUUCAUUCGAGGGGCAUAUUAUAUGUGCUCCCAAUUAUUGACGAGGGCCUAUCACCAAGGUACUUAUAUAUGGAUGAGGAAAUUGCAAAGGACUAGGGCUGUGCUUACGGAUUGCAGGAAUUCACGUAUCAAGCGAGGAAGUGCUUCGGCUGAGAACUGUUGCGGAACAAGCGGAGAAGAAGAAACAGAGCAUCAUUUUCUUACCUUGUCACAGAUCGCACGUUGACUAUGUGUCAUUACAAUUGAUCUGCUACAGGUUAGGUUUGGCUCUUCCUACGGUAGUUGCAGGAGAUAAUCUCAACUUCCCUGUCGUUGGAAGCUUUUUGCAACAUGCUGGUAUGUUACUUUCUUUUCUUAAAUAUAUAAAUAAUCGUGUCUGGAUAUCACUGAUUUCAUAAGGUGCCAUGUGGAUUCGGCGAAGUUUUGGCGAUGAUGUUCUUUACCAAACUCUUGUCCAGUCGUACAUAGACACUUUGUUACAAGGCGGUUACAACUUCGAGUGCUUUAUUGAAGGGGGACGUUCAAGGACAGGGAAACUACUGCCACCUAAAUUUGGAAUCUUAAGUUUCAUUUUAGACAGUAUCAUGUCCGGUCGUGUGGAAGAUACCAUUAUUUGUCCCGUCAGUACGCAGUAUGAUAAGGUAAUAGAAACAGAAGGCUACGUUACCGAGUUACUCGGCAUGCCGAAGAAGAAAGAAAACCUGGCGGAUUUUCUAUCCGCAUCAUCGGUACUCUCCUUGAAACUUGGGAGAGUCGAUGUUAGAUUCCACGAGCCGUGGAGUUUGAAGCAGUUCAUCCAGGAGCAGCAAAAUAGAACGACCGGGAUCCCAAAGGACCUUGAUAUGAAGAAUAUUCAUGAUCAAGCUACGAGGCAAAAACUCCUUCGUACUAUGGGUUACAAGGUUCUUUCAGACAUCAAUGCUGUAUCGGUAGUAAUGCCUACUGCGUUGAUUGGUACUGUCCUUUUAACACUUAGAGGAAGAGGUGUUGGAAAGACGGAAUUGGUGCGAAGAGUAGAGUGGCUUUGUGAGCGUGUGAGAGCCAAGGGAGGACGAGUUGCUCAUUUUGGAGGGGCCUCGACUUCGGUUGUGAUUGAGAGAGGCUUGGAAGUUCUAGGCAAAGACCUUGUGGGCACCGUGGAAGGCUUACCAGAACCUACAUACUUCGCUGUCGACAGAUUCCAACUUUCAUUUUAUCGAAAUAUGACCAUACAUCUAUUCAUCACGGAAGCGUUAGUGAGCGCCAGCAUGUACAGCCGGGUCAAGCGCGGAGGUGGUCGAGACAACCAGAGAAUAUCGUUCGCAGAACUUAGAGCCCAGGUUCUUUUCUUAUCACAGCUUUUCAGGGGAGAGUUUAUCUACCCAACGGAAGGUCUUGAUAUCAAUUUGGACAACACUCUUAAAGCAUUUGAGAAGGACAAGAUCAUCGAUCUUGUUCGAGAUGAAAAUGGUCAGAUUACGGCGAUAGAUCUGUCGGAUGUUGAACGAGCUGCUGGUCGCGAAAACUUCGAUUUUUACUGCUUCUUGAUCUGGCCUUUUAUUGAAGCAUUCUGGCUCGGCGCCGUUGCAUUGAUGGGGUUCACAGCUCCUGCAGGUCAUCAAGGAGAUGGCUGGUUAGAGGUUAAAAAGUGCCAGGAUAGCGCACAGCUUGUAAGCAUCUCUUCUUUCUUUGCUUUAAAACCCCAAACACUAAUUCCUCUUUAGCUCGGCAAGACCCUCUAUCAUCAAGGAGAUCUCUCCUACUUUGAAGCGGUCAACAAGGAAACCCUCAAAAAUGCCUGGACGCGGUUUGAGGAAGAAGGAAUUAUCCGCGUCGUCAAAUCACGUAAUGCUAAGGUACAACCUCGCGCCAAGCUCUCUCCUGAAUGGGCCACUCACCGUGACUCCAUCGGCGGCAUUGUACCCGAAGGUCGAUUGUGGGAUUUCACAGAGAAGAUUGCUUUGAGUAGGAGAGAAGGUAAGAAUCGACGCGAUGGAGCGACUGUAAGUACGAGGGUUUUGAGAUUAACCGAUACGAUUGGUGAAAGAUUAUAUCAGGAGGGGCUCGAAGGGAUGAGUGAAGAAGACCGGGCAGAAUUAAAGAGAAGAGAGCAGAGGAGACUUACGUUGGGAGCCAGAGCUAACCUUUGAUGGAGUCGACCGUGGAAAUAUUUGAGACUUGCAGUGGGCUGGAACUUGCAGAUAGAUAUUAAUCCCAGGAGAUCUCUUUGUACGUAGGGCUAAGAACGACGAAAUGAUAUCCUUAAUUACUAGCGACUAUAAAAGGUGCCAGAAUUCUAG
Molecule: messenger RNA, 3024 nt
Organism: Hymenoscyphus albidus
Lineage: Eukaryota; Fungi; Ascomycota; Leotiomycetes; Helotiales; Helotiaceae
Source: the annotation of a GenBank genome assembly